UUUACUACUAUUAGUAGUUUAGUGACCACCGACACUGGCUGGCUACGCAGAUCGGUGCCACAGUGCAUUGCGCUGAGAAAAAUCAAUCAGAAUCUUCCCGCCUCCGUCGGUUUCCAAGGCAACGGGUAAACAGUGGGGAGACGUUGCAUUGCACGGUCACGGAGAGACGUGUCGUAUUUCGACAAUAUUGUUUAGUGUCGUGUCUGUAUCAAGUUUAAUUGAACAUUUGUGAAUUUUAUGGACAAUGGCAGAGGAGGCUGCGGCUCCAGGAGCUGCGCCUGAGAAAGUGAUACACACCUAUCCUCUAAUAAGGCACUCGGAUAUGUCAGAGGAGAUGCGAGUGGAAGCUAUGGAGUUAUCCGUCACCGCGUGCGAGAAGUUCUCACAUAACAACGAGUUGGCUGCUCGGAUGGUCAAGGAGUCCAUGGAUAAGAAGUUCGGCCCUUCCUUCCACGUGGUCGUAGGAGAAAGCUACGGCUUCGAAGUCACCUAUGAGUGCACCAAUAUGUGCUACAUGUACUUUGGAGGAAAUCAGGCUAUCUGCAUAUGGAAAUGCUCUUGAAACGCAUUUAUUUUAGUUAGCUCUACCAAAUAAUAUACCGAAGAGAUCUUAUCUAAUUUUAAUUACUUUAUGGAUGUGACAUAGUUUAUGUUAUUAAUAAAACAAUCAAUUAUUGAAUAGCAAUUACUUAUUAAUAGGAUAACGGAAACGGUUCCAAUUUACAUUUAUGUAUUGUAAAAAAUGUAUGUAUCUAAUGCCAUUAUGUGUCUUUAACUUAAAGUCUGCAUCCCGUUAGUGCAGAGAAAAUGUCUUGUCGUAGAAAGUAACAAGCCCGUAAAAUGUUUUCACGUUAAGUAUUUUUAAAUAGCAUUUCUUUCAUUUUAAAAAUGUUCAGAAAUUGAAAACGCUUUAAAAUAAAACAAAGGCGCUGACGUCGCUAUGUCGCGUUUCAUAUGUAAAACAGUUCGCACGCGAGCGAAGUUUUUAUUUUAUAAACAUUUCCAAGAAAUAAUUUACAUAAACGUGGAAAUCGUUCAGUAGCCGGGUUAUAGGGCCUUUUUACGUUUCUUUGCUGUUAUGCAAAAUAAAUUCAGAAAUCCCAUAGUAGGUACUUAACUUAAAUAUAAACGUAGAUCUCCUAACAGCGCGCUGUAAUAAAUAGAUAGAUACAUGUCUAAAUUAAGGUACGGCAUAAAGUGACAUAGGUUCAAUAAAUUGGAGGCAUGCGUACCCCUAUGCACCCUACGCCACCCCAGGGCACAGACGUGGUAGAGGGCGAGGGUCUCUAAAACCAGACGGAAACACCUACCUAUAUCUACAUACAUCUACUCUUCAAAGUGGGAAGAUAACUAAAUUAUGACGAGUGUUCCGUCACUGAGAAAUCCUUUCAGAGACGAGAGUAGCCUAUGAAUCUGCCAUUGCCACUGCCAUGUCUCGUUAAUAUUAGACAGUUCAGAUUUCUUAUUAGUCUGGAAACAAGUAUUAGGUACCUAAUUAACUUGUCUGAACUUAAAUUCAAAGUUUUACAAGCUCCCCUCUACCACCCACAUGAAUUGAUGGUAAUUUUAGUUCAACGAUCAAUAAAUCUACAUGCAUUCAACGGCUUAAGUGUUUGUACAGACAACAUAAUGAAAUAUUCUCGGCUGUUGGCCACACAUAGUUCUUACGUUAGGUGGUAUUUGUUGAACAAACGGGGUCAAUGCGACUUGCAGCGAGAGCCAAAAUUACUAAAAUAACGCUAGCUUUAGGUCGCAUCACAGGGGCCCGAUUCUCCUAAUUUUACUUAAGCGACCUUCGAUUGACGUUCGACUCGAUUCGACUGAGAUCCAAUCCCGACUCGAUUACUAUUGAAGCGUAUGUGGCAUUCCGCUAUUUUUUCUUUGAAAUAAACGUUUUUAUCCUUUUCUGUCAUUCAAUAAUGGAUCAUUUUGUCUGCAAAUGAUUUACGAUUGCAAAAUGAUUGUACAGCAAACUACCGUAUAGACCAAAAUCAUCAAAAUAGCAGACCAAUCGCACACCAAUCAAAUGUCAAUCGAAUACGAUUGGUCUUUUAUUAGUAGCAGAAUGCCCGAUAUGGUUAAAACUGCUAUUACGAUCAUAUUGCGAUUCGAUUUCUAUUCGAUUUUGACAUUAUUAAUUUAGGAGAAUUGGGGCCCUGGGCCCCAGUGACCUGUGUCAUAUGUGUAAGUAUGAUUUAAUGAUUUUUGUAAUUAACUUUUUCAUCAUUCUUGUCCAAUAAACAUGGGUAAGCUGAGGUAACUUCUGGAUUCCGUUACUAUUCACACCAUUCAAAAUGUGUUUGUGUUGAGGUACCUACCUAUUGUUAACAUUUUCGAAUGUCACCAUCGACCGUCACGAUACAAUUACCUACAAAACGUCAAUUUUAAUUACCUCUAAUAAGUCAAGGGCUCAAAAGGUACUAUAGGAACCCACCUGACCUAAUAACAUUUAAUUGAAUUGUGUCGAGACAUUUGUGCUUGUAAUAAAAAAUCGACAUACAAUUAAACGAGUCUAAUUGGUUCCCAAACUUUUUUGUUAAUUAUCUCAGCUACAUAAGUAGCGCCUUGAGCGUGUAUUUGUAAACACCAACAAUCCUAUUGUUCACUGAACACUCGGUUAAUGAGAAUAGACCAUAUUUUUGUCAAUUACACAUAUUUUUUGCUGUAAUUACUGUUUAAGACACGCCAUUUGAAAUGUAACGUACAAAAUAAAUCGAGGCCAUGUUAGCUACCUCGGUACAACGUAAUUAUGUGUGGUAGGUAAUAAUUGCAUAAAAACAUUAUUACGAGCGUGAGAAAAUUUUAUAAUGGAAUAAAGUAUAUUUUUAAAAUA
Helicoverpa armigera (cotton bollworm) is the source of this 2833-nucleotide messenger RNA. Its product is annotated as dynein axonemal light chain 4. Bases 245 to 562 code for a protein of 105 amino acids. The transcript is spliced from 2 exons. The record is from RefSeq and is a predicted model, not a curated record. Lineage: Eukaryota; Metazoa; Arthropoda; Insecta; Lepidoptera; Noctuidae. Gene Ontology annotation, cellular component: dynein complex. Gene Ontology annotation, biological process: microtubule-based process.